Molecule: messenger RNA, 1178 nt
Organism: Coccinella septempunctata (seven-spotted ladybird)
Lineage: Eukaryota; Metazoa; Arthropoda; Insecta; Coleoptera; Coccinellidae
Product: peritrophin-1-like
Exons: 6
Coding region: 59-1105 (348 amino acids)
Cellular component (GO): extracellular region
Molecular function (GO): chitin binding
Source: RefSeq, a predicted model, not a curated record
UUUUGUGGAAAUACAGUUAUCACAUUUGAUACUACAGAUAUUUUUUCGAUAUAAAUUGAUGUGGAUAUCUUGGGAUAAUCAGUUUGAUGAGAAAAUGAUCGGUAAAAUUUCGGCAAUUGUUCUUCUGGCGACUUCGGUUGCGUGUGUUACUAUUGGUAAUUUGGAGCCAUGCUCAGAAUUGAGCCAAUUGAUACCUGAUCCUAAGAAUUGCAGCAGAUUCUAUGAAUGCACACUUUCUGGUUGGGUUGGAGAAGCUUGUAAUCCUGGAUUAGAAUUCAAUCCUGCCAGCCUCCAGUGUGAUUAUCCACAAAAUGUCAAAUGUGCCAACGAAACAGCCGGAAAUGUUCCAUGCACCGUAGUAGAUCAGGUGAAGCCUGACGUGAAAAAUUGUAGCAGAUUCUAUUUAUGCACCACAGACGGUUGGUGGGUUGGUGAACCUUGUAAUGCAGGCUUGUUGUUCAACCCUGAUACUCUCCAGUGCGAAUUCCCAGCUCAUGUAAAAUGUGCGACCGAACAACCAAAAGAAGUUAUGGACCUAGCACCAUGUACAAAACUGGACAAACUGAUCCCAGAUCCCAAAAACUGCAGCAGAUUUUACGAAUGCACUCAGGCUGGAUGGGUCGGACUUUUCUGUUAUCCCGGACUUUACUUCAAUCCAGUAACCUCUCGAUGUGACUAUUCUUGGAAUGUUGCAUGUGAAAAUGACGCACCUGCUGAAGUUCCAAGGGAUGUCCCAACACUUGAACCAUGCACCGUAGUAGAUCAGUUGAAGCCUGACGUGAAAAAUUGUAGCAGAUUCUAUGAAUGCACCCAAGCCGGUUGGUGGGUUGGUGAACCUUGUAUUGCAGGCUUGUUGUUCAACCCUGAUACUCUCCAGUGCGAUUACCCAGCAAAUGUAAAAUGUGCGACCGAACAACAAAAAGAAGAAAUUCUAGAACCAUCAUGUAGUUCCCAAAACUUCGACGAGUUGUUCCCCGAUCCCUCUAGCUGUGGAAGAUUUUUACAAUGUUCAGAUUUAGGGUUGAUAUCCAUGCCUUGCCCUGGUGAUUUACUGUUCAACCGAGAUUCUCUGAAGUGUGAUUACAGUUGGAAUGUCACAUGCUGAAACACUGAUUAAUCCAUCCCAAUUUGUUCAAACUAUUUAUUCCUUGAAUUUUCAAUAAAACUUAUUAUAUAAA